CCGUGGGGGUGGAGCAGGCAGAGGCCAAGGAGACCUGCCAUGGCUGCAGCUGCACGCGCUCGGGUCACACACUUGCUGAGGCACCUGCAAAGCACAGCAUGCCAGUGCCCAACACAUUCUCAUACUUACUCCCAAGCCCCUGGACUCUCACCUUCUGGAAAAACGACAGAAUAUGCAUUUGAGAUGGCUGUUUCAAACAUUAGAUAUGGAGCGGGGGUUACGAAGGAAGUGGGCAUGGAUCUGCAGAAUAUGGGAGCUAAGAAUGUUUGCCUGAUGACAGACAAGAACCUCUCCCAGCUCCCUCCUGUACAGAUAGUUAUGGAUUCCCUGGUGAAGAACGGCAUCAGCUUUCAGGUUUAUGAUGACGUGAGGGUGGAGCCCACAGACAGAAGCUUCAUGGAUGCGAUUGAAUUUGCCAAAAAGGGAGCCUUUGAUGCCUAUGUGGCUGUGGGUGGGGGCUCCACCAUGGACACCUGUAAAGCUGCCAAUCUGUAUGCGUGCAGCCCCGCCUCUGAGUUCCUGGAUUACGUCAACGCCCCCAUUGGGAAGGGGAAGCCGGUGACCGUGCCUCUGAGACCUCUGAUUGCAGUUCCAACUACCUCAGGAACUGGCAGCGAGACUACAGGGGUUGCCAUUUUUGACUAUGAACAGUUGAAAGUAAAAACUGGCAUCGCUUCACGAGCCAUCAAACCCACCCUGGGACUAGUGGAUCCCCUGCACACUCUCCACAUGCCUUGCCAAGUGGUUGCCAACAGUGGCUUUGAUGUCCUUUGCCAUGCUCUGGAGUCGUACACUGCCAUUCCCUAUAACAUGCGGAGCCCCUGCCCUUCCAACCCCAUCCAACGACCAGCCUACCAGGGCAGCAACCCAAUCAGUGACAUCUGGGCAGUCCACGCACUGCGGAUUGUUGCCAAGUAUCUGAAGAGGGCUGUCAGGAAUCCUGAUGAUUUGGAAGCAAGGUCUAGUAUGCACUUGGCAAGUGCUUUCGCUGGCAUCGGCUUUGGAAAUGCUGGUGUUCAUCUGUGCCAUGGCAUGUCUUACCCAAUUUCAGGUUUAGUGAAGACAUAUAAAGCCAAGGAAUACAAUGUGGAUCACCCUCUGGUGCCCCAUGGCCUCUCUGUGGUGCUCACAUCUCCAGCAGUGUUCACCUUCACAGCUCAGAUGUUUCCAGAGCGGCACCUGGAGACAGCAGAAAUAUUAGGAGCGGAUAUCCGCACUGCCAGGACCCAAGAUGCCGGGCCUGUGUUGGCAGACACCCUCCGACAAUUCCUGUUUGACCUAAACGUGGAUGACGGUCUCUCUGCCCUCGGUUACUCCAAGAACGACAUCCCUUCCCUGGUGAAAGGGACGCUGCCCCAGGAAAGGGUCACCAAGCUUGCACCCCGUGCCCAGUCAGAAGAGGACUUGUCUGCCUUGUUCGAAGCAUCAAUGAAACUGUACUAAUUACGUCAGCGGAAACGAUCACCGUCAUCUUUGUAACAGAAAUUACAGAUAGCGGAAGUGGGUCCGGCUCCGCCCUUGCCUUUUAUCUCCACACUUGAUUCACCUGCUACUGGUUUGAAUGUGCUAUGUGAUGUGGUUUUAUCCUUUGGGAGAUUCCUUGAUGCUCAUUACGUAAAACCUGUUGGCCACACCCCAGAGGUUCCUGCACCAAACCCCGCUGAACAUGCUGCCUCUCAGUCUGUGUGCCAAAUGGACAAAACUAUCUAUCAAAUAUACAAAUAUGCUAUGUCCAGACACUGCAUGUCUAGAAAUUUAUCCUGAAGAAAUACUAGCAUUAGUGUGAAAAAAAAAUGACAAGGAUGUCUCUGACAGUACUUUUUAAUAAAAAUUAAAACAAUCUAAAUAUUCACUUAUACAUCCUAAUAUAGUAAAUGGUAGGAUACUAUGGUGUUAUUAAUAAAGAUGAAGUAAACCUCUCGGA
Molecule: messenger RNA, 1924 nt
Organism: Peromyscus eremicus (cactus mouse)
Lineage: Eukaryota; Metazoa; Chordata; Mammalia; Rodentia; Cricetidae
Gene: Adhfe1
Product: alcohol dehydrogenase iron containing 1
Exons: 14
Coding region: 40-1443 (467 amino acids)
Cellular component (GO): mitochondrion
Molecular function (GO): metal ion binding; alcohol dehydrogenase (NAD+) activity
Source: RefSeq, a predicted model, not a curated record